AUGAGCAGAGGGUUUUCAGUGCUGGGAGUAGCCGGGGCCCUCAUUUGUGGUGUGGCCAUUGGCUACACUACCUGGCAGCCCGAACUCGUGAGAAUCCGAGCGGAACAAUCGGGCGAAAAGCUCGAGCAGCCUCCGCGGAAUGACAAAAUCAUUAGCGAGGCAAUCAUGAGCGAUCUCCAAGAAGCCAAACAGCAAGUGACGGAGGUGCAAAAGGGAGGGUUUGCUUGGGGUAUCAGACAAAAGCUAUUUGGACCGAGAGAGCGAACGUCGGAGUCUGCGGCGCCACGCGACCAGAAGAGCAGCACAGAUGCCGGAGGUGGCACAUGA
This is a messenger RNA of Neohortaea acidophila, 327 nucleotides long. RefSeq lists its product as uncharacterized. Bases 1 to 327 code for a protein of 108 amino acids. The record is from RefSeq and is a predicted model, not a curated record. The transcript is spliced from 2 exons. NCBI's taxonomy places the organism in Eukaryota, Fungi, Ascomycota, Dothideomycetes, Mycosphaerellales, Teratosphaeriaceae.